AUGACUCCAAAUAUUGCAACAGAAGUGGAAUAGAUCUGUUGCUGUACAUUUUGGUUCCCAAAUGUUGAUUGAAAGCACGCGAGAUAGCGAAACCAUGAGGACGCCAGACCGUAAUUCGGUCGGGCGCACGGGGCUCCGCUCCCCCGACGCCGCCAGCGUCUCUUCAGCGCCAGGUCGCCGAGCACUGUCGCGGCCGCCGUCUCCCUCCCGCGCGCCGUCUGCUGCUUCCUCGGGGUCCCUCUACCCUUCCUGCCCAACACCAGCCCCGAGCAACGUCGACACCUUGACGUCUUAUUCAGUGCUUGGGGAAAAUGGAUUGGGAUUCAACAGAAAACGUGGAUCGAGUAUUUAUUCGGACAUAAACAUUGCCAUUUUUCCUUCCGAAAUGGUGAGCACUGAAGGUGCUCUCUUCCCGCAGUACAAGAGCUUAGAGGAAGACGAUGUGUUGUCCUGCAGCCCCACCUUCCAGCCCCUCUCGGCCAGCGUCCUGCUCUUGGGCGCGCCGACGGCUGCCCCGACUUCGCCGGCUGAGCCUGUCGGUAGCUUCGCCAUUGACCGCGUGAGCCCGACGUUCAUCACGCUGCCGAACACCGGGUCCAUCAUCCACCCGGUGAACGGCUGGGUCGCGCGGGACCCGUUGGCCGCCAAGUCCCCGCAGCGCAACGGCGCCUUCCUGGGCUCCGGCGGGGCGUGGUUGCUGCACGGCCUGAGGUCGAGCGCCGUGGCCCCGGCAGCCCUACCCGCCGUCGACGUGCGCUCCCUCAGCGACCCCAACGGCGUGCCGGCGUUCCUGAAGAGUUCGACGAACAGCGAGCCUGACACCAGAGCGAUGGGCAUGGGCGUGGUGAACGUGGCCACCUCGCGGGCAGACCUGGUAGCUGACGCCGACGACGACGAGACGGGAGAGUGUGGCUGGCUGUGUCUAAGGCCUGAGAAGUUGCAAAAAACACGCACGGCCAAGUGGGUCCUGUUCUGGCUGUGUUGGGCUGCCGCCGCGCAAGGCAUGGUGGUCAACGGUUUUGUAAACGUGUGUAUCACAACUAUAGAAAAGAGAUUCGAUCUUCGGUCUACAGACACAGGUCUGAUCGCCGGCGCGUACGACAUCGCCUCCGUGCUGUGCUCGAUCCCCGUCUCGUACCUGGGCUCCAGAGUCGGAAGCUCGAAGCCGCGCUGGCUGGGCUGGGGCGUGUUCAUCAUGGGCAUCGGGUCCUUCGUGUUCAUGCUGCCGCACUUCGGGUCUCCCGCGUACGACCCCAGCGCCUCCACGUCCUCGCUGCUCGUGUGCCUGCGCGAGGGGAAGAGAGUGUCUCGCUGCGGCGUGAUGGUGGAGAAGUGGCUGUCGUCUUACCGCCACAUCUUCGUGCUGGGCCAGUUCCUUCACGGCGUGGGCGCCUCGCCGCUCUACACGCUGGGCAUAACCUACCUGGACGAGUCGGUGCCCGUCAAGAUGUCGUCCAUGUACCUCGGAAUCUUCUACGCCAUGGCCGUGAUUGGCCCCGCCUUCGGCUACCUGCUCGGGGGGCAGUUCCUCAAGAUCUACAUCGACGCCCCCAAAGUUGACCCCACCAACCUGGGCCUGCGCGCGAACAGCGACCUGUGGCUGGGCGGCUGGUGGAUCGGCUUCCUCCUGUCGGGCGCCCUGUCCAUCCUCGUCUCGUGGCCCAUCAUGGCCUUCCCCGCGCAGCUGCCAGGUGCGAAGGCCAUCAAGGCGGAGCGCGUGUCGGAGGCGUACAGUUCCCCCGACACGUCGGGGAGCGCCAGGGGCUUCGGCCGAAUGAGUGACCUUCCGAAGGCGGUCAAGGUCUUGACUUUCAAUCCGACCUUUGUCUUCCUGUCCCUGGCGGGCGCUACGGAGGGCAUCCUGCUUGCCGGCUUCGCCACCUUCAUGCCCAAGUUCCUGGAGAAUCAGUUCAGCAUGUCGGCGAGCUUCGCGGCGCUGCUCGUGGGUUUCGUGGUGGUGCCAGCGGGCGGCGGCGGUACCUUCCUCGGGGGGUGGCUCAUCAAGAAGCUGCAGCUGCGGUGUUCGGGCAUCCUCAAGUUCUGCAUCGUGUUCUCCUUCUUCUGCGUCCUCGCCUGCCUCACCUUCGUCAUGUCUUGUCCGAACACCGAGUUCGCCGGAGUCAGCGUCGAGUAUGACAACAGGACCAUAACACCGAGCACGCCAAACCUGACGGCCUUCUGCAACAGCGAGUGCAAUUGCAAGGACGUACCCUAUGAUCCCGUGUGUGGCAACAACAACGUCAUGUAUUUCUCCCCGUGCCAUGCAGGCUGCUCGGGCAUGGAGAAGGGAGCAGAUGGCCUGAAAGUGUACACGGGAUGUAGGUGCGUGGCCUCGCUGCCUUCCCUGACUCUCCCGCCCGCCACAACGCCCGUGGGCGUCGGCGCCGACGUGAGGCUGGCCGUCGACUCCGCCAUCAGGGAGAAGUGCCCGUCCACCUGCUCUCUCAUGCUCGUCUUCCUCGUCAUCUUCUUCGUCGUGAUGCUGCUCACCUUCGUCAUCAGUCUGCCGGCGGUGUCCGCGACGCUCAGGUGCGUGCCGGACAGCCACCGGUCCUUCGCCCUGGGCCUGCAGUGGAUCGUGGUGCGGCUCCUCGGCACCAUCCCGGGCCCUAUCCUCUUCGGGGCGCUCAUCGACAACACCUGCACGCUGUGGCAGACGACCUGUGGCACCACGGGAGCCUGCAGGAGCUACGAUAACUUCUACAUGAGCAGAUAUAUGAUGGGCAUAUCAAUCAUCGGCAAAGCGCUGUCGACAAUUACCUUCUUCCUGGCGUGGUGGCUGUACAAACCCCCCGCGGCGGGACCGGAGAUGGGCCACGCCAACGCUGUCGCGGACACCGUGCCCGUCAAGGACCCGAAGGAGGUGAAGGAGCUGAGCGGCAUCGACAACCCGGCGGCGGACUUGUCGUGAGGGAGGCCAGCGCUACAGAUGCCGUUGCUCUGUUUUUUUUAUACAUUCCAGUUCUUUUUUUUUAAUGCGUUCCCUUUAUUUUUAUCUGAAAAUGUCUGCAAAGCUGAUUUUUGUGCCCUUUUUAUGCGAGGGGAUUUUUUUUUUUUUCAUACCUGAUGGUUUUAUAACAAUGGGGCAUUUUUCGCAUUAUUUGUACUAAGAUAUUAGAACGUCCGUCGAAUUUCAUUUACGUCAAGAUAUGGUAGUAACUGCAGACCUAUUGCCAAACGUUGGUGCACAUUUUAAUUCGACAUAUUUACAUUCCAUAUUCAGAUAUCUUUUUAUAACAUGCAGCGGUGACUUUCUUGGACAGAUUUUCUUGAAGUAUUUAUUUUUCAUUUUGAUUCUCUGUUCCUGUUUAACAAAAGAGGGUAUACGGAAUGACAAAGAUUGUCUAGCUAUGCCCUUUUAUGAAUGGUGCCAGUACAAAAAAAAAAAGAAAUAGACGCCAAUGAAUUGUUAUUCACACAAAAAACACACACACGAAACUCCAGGGACCACAUACACACGCUGUAGCAACGGGUAACCCUUGUCAGUUAUAUGUUGCUGUCAACCGUGCGCUCCCAUGACAAUAACACAUUCUAUAAGCACUGUGUUAUAGCGUCAGUAUAUAGAUAUUUUCGUAUAUUAAUUGUGUUCACAAUCAUAAGUAUAUUUUUGUAUAUUUACUUAGGACCAGAUGAUUUUUCCGUGAUUUAAGUUAAUAUAUGUGACAGAGAAGUACUGGUAUGUAAAUAAUUCUUCAGAUUGUUAGCUAUAUUGAAAAUAUUAUAUAUUGUAAACUAAUAAUUGGAUUUUCUAUGGUAAAACCCACUUUUUUAUAGUUUGUAGUCAUAUCUCAUAAAUUAAUAUUGAAAACUGUUCCUUAUAUUGAUAUGUUUUUAAUCUUAAGGGAUCAUCUUCAUUAUUCAGAUGUGUACCUUCAUCCAUACUAUAUUACAUGUGCUGUGUUGAGAGAAUGCUUGCUCUGAUAAUCCGGUAUAAGUUUUAGUAACGAAUUUACAAUAUAUUUUGUGCCGUUGAACAAGAGAUGUUAAGAUGGUGCUGAUUAUCAUCUUAGGAAUACUUAAUAAAUGAUUUUAUUUUU
Molecule: messenger RNA, 4037 nt
Organism: Penaeus monodon (black tiger shrimp)
Lineage: Eukaryota; Metazoa; Arthropoda; Malacostraca; Decapoda; Penaeidae
Gene: Oatp26F
Product: solute carrier organic anion transporter family member 4A1-like
Exons: 13
Coding region: 62-2911 (949 amino acids)
Biological process (GO): transmembrane transport; sodium-independent organic anion transport
Cellular component (GO): membrane
Molecular function (GO): protein binding
Source: RefSeq, a predicted model, not a curated record